Alosa sapidissima (American shad) is the source of this 2958-nucleotide messenger RNA. RefSeq names its product v-maf avian musculoaponeurotic fibrosarcoma oncogene homolog F (gene maff). The transcript has 3 exons. Gene Ontology annotation, biological process: regulation of epidermal cell differentiation; regulation of transcription by RNA polymerase II. The record is from RefSeq and is a predicted model, not a curated record. Gene Ontology annotation, cellular component: nucleus. Lineage: Eukaryota; Metazoa; Chordata; Actinopteri; Clupeiformes; Clupeidae. Gene Ontology annotation, molecular function: RNA polymerase II cis-regulatory region sequence-specific DNA binding; DNA-binding transcription factor activity, RNA polymerase II-specific. Bases 217 to 711 code for a protein of 164 amino acids.
GCGUCAUCCUAACUGUUUUUUAUGAAUGAAAGAAUCUGGAGACGGUGAGUAAUUCCGGGAAAAGGCGGACCGAGAAGUAGUCUAACGUUAGUCGCUUUUAUAUUUCGUGAGAGGAACCGUAUCGUUUGUAUGUGUAGGUCAUCUUCAACUAUAAGGAGCGUGUGACGAACAGGACCACAUCACAAGAAAGUAAGUGUACCCACACAAGACCUAGAGAUGACAUCGGAUAGCAGAGCCAGCAAAGCACUGAAGGUCAAGAGGGAGUGUGGCGAGAACAUGCCAGUGAUGUCAGACAGUGACCUGAUGUCUCUGUCGGUGCGCGAGCUCAACCUGCUCCUGCGCGGGCUCUCGCGUGAGGAGGUGCAGAAGCUGAAGCAGCGGCGGCGCACGCUCAAGAACCGCGGCUACGCCGCCAGCUGCCGCGUGAAGCGCGUGUCGCAACGCGAGGCCCUGGAGCAGCAGAAGAAGGAGCUGCAGCGUGAGGUGGAGCGCCUGGGCGCCGAGAACGCCGGCAUGCGCCGCGAGCUGGAGGGCCUGGGCGCGCGGCUAGCUGCCCUGCAGCGCUUCGCCCGCGGCCUCGAGAGUGAGGGGGCGGGCGGCGGGGCGCUGCUUGCCACGGCGCCGCGCCUCAACACCGCCUCCGUCAUCACCAUCGUCAAGAGUCCGCAACAGCCGCAGACGGCGGCCAGGGAACAGGGGGGAGGCUCGUAGGGUCAGGUCCCUCUCUCUCUCUCCCUCCCACACACACAUGAACCCACACACCCACAGACACAGUCACUCUUCUUUUACUCACUUUUAUGCACUCACACCAAUGGGACUGAAACGCUAUGACUGACUGACUUGGGGAAAGGCAGCGUGACGCCAAUAGUCAGUGACAAGUAUUUUCUUUUUCUUUUUUUUUUCUUUUCUUUUUUCCUGAGAGCCUCUUUCACACGCACAGACUUGUAGUUGCAGGGAUUCAGAGACCCACAGGACAAUAGAAACAAUCAACUACUGUGAUAGGAACUCAUUUGUUAAAGUUGCUCAGUACAGUAGACUAUUGUCCCAGACACAUCUAUGUCCAACCUAGAUGUAUCCCGAUGUGAUCAUCACUCUUGAGGGGCUUGAUUGUGCUCUGUAAGGAUUUCACUAAAAGAUGCUUCCAUGAAAAUUGUUUGCCAUUGAGAGUGUGUAUGAAAUCAGAACUUGUUUGAACUUGACUAUUGAAACAUUCCAUGUACAGGGCUUACCUUUAAUAUGACAUUUGGAAACAGUCUGGUCACAAACAGCUUAAAAAAUAGCAUGUUUUAAAAACGACACCAUUCGACCAACCACAACAAGUGAGUUGAAAACCAUCCUACAAAAUGUAAGCCUUGGUGCCAUGUUUCCAAAUGUCAGAUGGAAUGAUGGCAGCAAAACUGCCUAUGCCAUGCAUGAUGCGGAGACAGUUUCAACUAGUGCUAAUAACUACUCCAUAACUCAGCAUUCGUAAACAUAGGACUACAAGGUCUGUUUGAAUUAAGAUUUUAUUUAAUUCCCUAGACAGUCAGCCUGUAAUCUUUGAUAUUGCAUUGAUGAGCAAAGUGUCUGUGGAUAUGUUCUGCAUAGUCCUUGCCGCUUCCACCACACACAACUCUGGUCCACAAACUGUUGGUAAACAUCUGUUGUACUUCACUGUGUUACCAGUAUAUACGUUUAUAUAUAUCUCUAUUUGUGUGUGUGUGUAUUUAUAGGCAUAACACGAAUACAUGUUUAUUGUGAAGUGUACUGCAGUGUGCGCUAGCAUCAAGUACAAGCUAGGCUAAUGUCUGUGACUUUCAAACUAAGUGCUAGUUGGUGAGUUUUGCUGGAACCACAUAGUAAGGGUCCCAUAGAAUGCGGUGUCAAAGCAAGUCUAUGGAAACAUUCCUUUUUAUUAUCAUGUUGUAAUGUUUGUACAAAAAGAAAAGACAAAAAUGUUCGGUGACAUUUAUCAAGAGUUAUUUUAUUUGUAUUUAAAAAUAGAGAUGACAAAGCUAACGAGUGCUGUGAUGUUUAAGUCCAAAUACUGAAGUAUGCGCCUGUCUUACAUUGGGGUAUGAUUAUUUUUGUAAUGUUAAACUAUUGUAAUAAGCAGUUUUGAUGUCCCUAGGCAGGUGUUCCAGUUGCUUUAAUUAUGGUUUUGUGUAUGCCUAGAUAGUUAUAUUUGUACUAAUGUCAUUAGUGGCUUGAUUUUAGUGGUAUUUGUAUUUAAAGAUCAGGGUGAAUACAUUAUUUAUGAUUUUGAAGAUAUUUCCAGACCGAGUGGCAGAGGAGUACUUCAUACCCUCAAAAGGAGAGCGAGAGAAAGAAGAGUGUGACAAGAAAGGAAGAGAAAAGUGACUGAGUAAGGAAGGAUAAUGCCUGAACGAGUAUAUGGAGAAGGAAUGUUGUGAAAGGUUUGAGGAGGGGAUUCUUUGAACGUUUAGAACAUGUUUAGUGAUGUUUGUGAGGGAUAAAAAAAAAAGAGGAAAAGGACUGGUAUGCGUCACAGCUAACUGAAGAAAUGUCAAGACGGCCCAAAAAAAAAAAAACACCAGUCAUGCUAACUUAAGCUUUUAGGGGCUUUUGAGAUGAUUGGGUAACAGGUAACGAUUUUUCAGUAUAUUUGAUAUUUUUAACACAUUGCAAAAACACUUCCUCAAAUAUAUCUAGAGAUUUAGUUAGCAAUACUGAGAAGCAUUUAGCCUUAUGGGGUUUGUCCAGUGGAAUACCUUAGCUGCUGAAUAUGAGUUUGUCAUUUGGUGUUUAAUGUUAUUGAUUUAAUACCCCAAAUAGAAUUAGCUCAUCCAUCUCAUUUGCUUAAUUUUGUUGUUCUUGAAACUGCUGGAUGUUUUGUAAUGCAAAACAAAAAACUGUGUCAUUUGUAUUUAUUACAUAUAUUUUUUCUAUAGUAAAAAUGAAAUACAGUGUCUAUUUUAUACAUAAAUUGAAAUAAAUGUUGUAUAUGUUGUACAUAAA